AACAUCUGCAUGAUUGUGUGCAUGUGCAUCAUCACCAGAGGGCGCAUGCACUGGACAUGAGGACUGCUGUACUGAUCCAUUACAAUAAUACGGACAUGUCUUUAUUCUGUACCAUUGAACUCGGGGAGACAGUAUAGACUAUAGAUCUCGCAGUAACCAGCACAUGGAUGUUUUCGUCUGAAUGCAGCGCUGGUGCUGCGUGCUAAUCACAUGCAUCUGUGUUCCUCAAGCAGACCGAGAGCUUCUGCAAUACACGAGAAAGACCAGGAAACCAAAGGACUCCAUACAGGAUUUGUGUCCAAUACAAAACACCGUGUAUAAGAACCUUGCUUGCAGUUCAUUCUGUAGCUGCACAAUGAAGAGGCGGUUUAGUGUUGUGGAGUCCCUGGUUCAUUUAUAUGAGUCCAGUGAAGAGCAAAGAGAUGCAGACCUAUGUACGACAAGUGAUGGAGGGAUGGAAGAGGAAAGAGACACGACCCAACGUACAACAAGUGAUGGAGGAAUGGAAGAUGAAAGAGACGUGACCCUACAUACAACAAGUAAUAAAUGGAUGGAAGAGGAAAGGGAUCUGGAUGGAGAAGCUGAGCUGGAGUUCUUUAAUGAAGCUUCUGAAACAGAGGACAAUACAGAGUUCGGCCCAGACUACCACUCUACUGAUGAAGAAGAGUCAGAGGAAGAGUCAGAGGUCACUGCUGACACAGAGGCGGCUUAUCAGUCCAAAAACGGAAACAUAUUGUGGACUCCAGCACCUCCUCCUCAGAAACAACGAGAGAGAUUACCAGCUCAUCGUAUCAUCAAAAUGACCCCUGGACCAACCAGGCUGGCAUGUGCCAAUGCUGAAGACAUAAGAUCAACAUUUGAAUUGUUUUUCCCAGAUGAUAUUAAACAGAUUUUGAUUGAAAUUACCAAUUUAGAGGGGAAACGUGUAUUUCGUGAUACCUGGAAGGACCUGGACUGGACAGACUUACAGGCCUUUUUUGGUCUGUUGAUUCUGGCAGGUGUGUAUCGAUCCCACCAUGAGGCCAUGAGUAACUUAUGGCACGGUGUAUCAGGGAGGGCAAUUUUUCGUGCUACCAUGUCACUGAAAAGUUUUACCAAUUUGUCAAGGGUCUUCUGCUUUUACAAAAGGGAUAAAGAGCCUAGCCGACAGAAAAGGGACAAGCUGGCACCAGUAAGGAGCAUCUGGGAUAAAUGGGUCGAACGCCUGCCACUCUUGUACAAUCCAGGCCCAAACGUCACUGUGGACGAGUGCCUGGUCCGUUUCAGAGGACACUGUCCCUUCAAACAAUACACACCAAGUAAACCGGGCAAGUAUGGCAUUAAAAUCUGGGCAGCAUGCGAUUCCAGCUCGAGCUAUGCGUGGAACAUGCAGAUCUACACCGGCAAAGCUGCCGACGGCAAGUCAGAAAAGAACCAGGGAAUGCGAGUGGUCCUGGACAUGACAGACAGUUUAGAGGGACACACCGUCACGUGUGACAACUUUUUCACCUCGUAUGGCCUCGGCGAGGAGCUGCUCCGAAGGAAAAUGACCAUGAUUGGAACAGUCAGAUCAAACAAACCUGAGCUCCCACCUGCACUCCUGUCAAUGAAGGACAGGGCCCGAUUAUCAUCCAUGUUCGCCAUCACUGAUACGCACACUCUUGUGUCCUACUGUCCCAGAAAAAAUAAAAAUGUGCUGUUGAUGAGCACUUUCCACAGAGAUGCCAAAGUAAGCGACAAAGAUCACAAGAAGCCAGAGAUAAUCCUACACUACAACCAGACCAAAGGCGGAGUUGACAACCUUGACAAGGUUGUUGCCACUUACACAUGCCAAAGAAAGACAGCUCGUUGGCCCAUGGUGAUUUUCUUCAACAUGUUGGAUGUCUCCGCCUACAAUUCAUUCGUACUGUGGACGGAGAUAAAUCCCUCAUGGAACAAAGCGAAAAACUUCAAAAGGAGGCUCUACCUUGAAGAACUAGGGGAAACUCUGGUGGCUCCCUACAUGAAAAGACGGCAUUACGUUCCCCGCUCGCCAGCCUCUCAGAAUAUGGUGAUACAAGCACAAGCAUGCUCUUCAGAAAAAGACGACGUCUUUCUGCUAGCCUCCAAAUAUAAGGUGAUGAAAGCACGAGCAUGCUUUACAGCCAAAAAACCUAGCUCCUCCCCAGUAUCAACCCCCAGCAAGAGGAAAAGGUGUCAGGUCUGUGAAUCAAAGAAGAACACAAAAACCAGUAUGAUGUGCAGUCAGUGUAACAUGUACAUUUGCAGGUCACACGCAAUUAUAACUUCUUAUUGCUAUGCAUGCAAGAAGGUUUAAACAAGACUUAGUCAUGGCUUAUGCGCUGUUUGUUACUCAGUUUUUAUAGUAGUUAUUCUCUUGCUCUUCUCUUUACUAACUUGUUUGCCAUUGCAAAAUUUAUCAUGUUUAUUGCCUUUUCUCUUGACAUUAUUAUUAGUUUACUUCAUUAGAGUUACUGAAUGUUGACU
This is a messenger RNA of Sinocyclocheilus rhinocerous, 2466 nucleotides long. Its product is annotated as dual specificity protein phosphatase 26-like. The coding region runs from base 182 to 2296 and encodes 704 amino acids. Gene Ontology annotation, molecular function: MAP kinase phosphatase activity; protein tyrosine/serine/threonine phosphatase activity. Gene Ontology annotation, biological process: negative regulation of MAPK cascade; protein dephosphorylation. The transcript is spliced from 3 exons. Gene Ontology annotation, cellular component: cytoplasm. NCBI's taxonomy places the organism in Eukaryota, Metazoa, Chordata, Actinopteri, Cypriniformes, Cyprinidae. The record is from RefSeq and is a predicted model, not a curated record.